AUGGGUAAUUGUUUUCGUGGUAUGGGCGGUUCAAGCGAUUUGAUACGCUUAGUAGCUUUCGAUUAUGAAGUCGAUCCAGCAAGCGUGACCAUCGUCUCUGAAGUCAAUAAUGUUGGACAAGGUAUUUAUCAAGUAUCGUUUCCUGGUCUUACCGCUCCCAUCCGUUACGAUCGUGUGGGUACUGUCUAUAUGCGUCAUUCCAGUGCGCCUCCACUACCUCACGAACAGACCAAUAGUUCCACUUCGGCAGGCACGCCAUCCAAUCAUCCGGUUAUUCAAUAUGCAGCCGUGGAUAAUCAAGUUCACGCUGACGCUAUCAAAAUGAUCAAGAUGACUGAAGAAAGAGGUUCGGGAACUUAUCAUUUAAAUGUCAAUGGUAAUCGAAUGGUCUACAAAAAAAUGGGAACCGUAUUCAUGAGAGCUGGUACCGCGAUACCUGGUACUAACAUCGUUGCAUAA
Molecule: messenger RNA, 459 nt
Organism: Rotaria sordida
Lineage: Eukaryota; Metazoa; Rotifera; Eurotatoria; Philodinida; Philodinidae
Source: the annotation of a GenBank genome assembly